Alternaria atra is the source of this 441-nucleotide messenger RNA. RefSeq lists its product as uncharacterized. The transcript is spliced from 3 exons. Gene Ontology annotation, molecular function: structural constituent of ribosome; RNA binding. Gene Ontology annotation, biological process: translation; ribosomal large subunit biogenesis. Lineage: Eukaryota; Fungi; Ascomycota; Dothideomycetes; Pleosporales; Pleosporaceae. Gene Ontology annotation, cellular component: ribosome; cytosolic large ribosomal subunit. The coding region runs from base 1 to 441 and encodes 146 amino acids. The record is from RefSeq and is a predicted model, not a curated record.
AUGGGUGACGCCGAAAUCACAACGAGCGCCUGGAGGCUGGUCGAGGUCGGCCGUGUGGUUCUCUUCAACGAGGGCCAGUACGAGGGCCGCCUCGCUGCCAUUGUCGAGAUCAUUGACCACAAGCGUGUCCUCAUCGAUGGUCCCUCGGAGAAGGCCCCCAUCCCUCGCCAGGAAAUCGCGCUUGCCAAACUCUCUCUUACACCCAUCGUCAUCCCCAAGCUGCCCCGCGCCUCCGGUGUUGGCCACGUCGCGAAGAAGUGGGAGGAGCACAAGGUCCAACAAAAGUUCGACGAGAGCGCAUGGGCCAAGAAGCGUGCGGCUAUGCAGAAGAGGCGGGGACUGAACGACUUUGAGCGCUUCAAGGUCAUGAAGAUCAGGAAGCAGGCUCGCUUCGAGGUCCAGAAGACCUUCGCCAAGAUCCGCGCCAGCGCAAAGGCAUAG